AUGGUGAAAGACAAGAAACUUUAUAAUUUACUAGGAGUAGAACCAACUGCAAAUGAAGCAGAAAUUAAAAAAGGUUAUAGAAAACAAGCUUUGAAAUAUCAUCCAGAUAAACCAACUGGUGACACAGAAAAAUUUAAAGAAAUAUCGGAGGCUUUUGAUAUAUUAUCGAAUGCUGAUAAAAGAGAAGUAUAUGAUCAAUAUGGUUUAGAAGCCGCAAGAGGUAAUGCACCAGCAGCUGAUCAAGGCAAUCCAUUUGGAGGAGCAGGUGGACAAGGUGGAUUUAGUGGUUUUGGUGGGGCACCAGGUGGAACUAGUUUUAGAUCUUCAGGUGGAGGUGGUUUUUCAAAUGCAGAUGCAUUCAAUAUUUUCUCACAAAUGGGUGGAUUUGGUAUGGGAGAUGAUGGUUUCACAUUUAGUUCAAGUGGAUUUGGAGGGCAAGGUGGUCAAGGUGGAAGUCCAUUUGGAAGUGGUGGAUUUGGAUCAAGAAGUGCUGGAGGAGGAAUGCCUGGUGGAUUUGGAGGUCGUUCACAACCAAGGCCUGAACCAGACACAGUAUCAAUACCAUUACCUGUAUCAUUAGAAGAUUUAUAUAAAGGAGCCACAAAGAAAAUGAAAAUAACAAGAAAAGAUGCAAAUGGAACUAGAGAACAAAAAAUUUUAGAAAUAAAUAUAAAACCAGGUUGGAAAGCAGGUACGAAAAUCAAUUUUUCAAAUGAAGGAGAUUAUCAACCAGAAUGUGGAGCAAGACAAACUAUACAAUUUGUAAUAGAAGAAAAACCAAAUCCAAUCUUUAAAAGAGAUGGUAAUAAUAUUAAAAUGACAGUACAUUUAACUUUCAAAGAAUCUUUAACAGGAUUUGAAAAAGACGUUACUACUAUAGAUGGAAGAAGAAUACCUUUAAGUAGGUCAAAUCCAGUUCAACCAGGUUUUACAACAACAUAUCCAGGUUUAGGUAUGCCAAUAAGUAAAUCUCCAGGUCAAAAGGGAGAUUUAGAAAUUGUAUUUAAAGUGGAUUAUCCAUCAUCAUUAACCCAAGCACAAAAACAAGCAAUUAAUGAUAAUUUUUAA
Molecule: messenger RNA, 1068 nt
Organism: Lodderomyces pseudojiufengensis
Lineage: Eukaryota; Fungi; Ascomycota; Pichiomycetes; Serinales; Debaryomycetaceae
Gene: SIS1
Product: type II HSP40 co-chaperone
Exons: 1
Coding region: 1-1068 (355 amino acids)
Biological process (GO): translational initiation
Cellular component (GO): cytosol
Molecular function (GO): protein-folding chaperone binding
Source: RefSeq, a predicted model, not a curated record